CCUCCUCGGACGCCGCCAUCGCCAGGACUCCGCGCCAUGUCGUCACACAAGACGUUCAAGAUCAAACGCUUCCUCGCCAAGAAGCAGAAGCAGAACCGGCCCAUCCCGCAGUGGAUUCGCAUGAAAACCGGUAAUAAGAUCAGGUACAACUCCAAAAGGAGACACUGGAGGAGGACCAAACUGGGCUUGUAAGAGAGACUGUCCCGGGAGCUCUAAUGAACACUGGUCUUUCUGUGUCAGAUCGAUAACACUCUCAAGUCAUUCCUUCUGUGGUGCUGGACUGCAGUCCCCAGUAUGGGGUUUUUAUAAGCUAGUCUGGGAUGCUGAUGUUAACUGGGAAAAUCUUUGUGUCUGAAACAUGGAGACUGUGUUCUAUUAGUGUUCUUUCAGGCAUCACCAUAAGCAUUGACAGUGCACAGGCUUCUUAAUAAAUAUGGACCUGAAUGA
Molecule: messenger RNA, 447 nt
Organism: Prinia subflava (tawny-flanked prinia)
Lineage: Eukaryota; Metazoa; Chordata; Aves; Passeriformes; Cisticolidae
Product: large ribosomal subunit protein eL39
Exons: 3
Coding region: 37-192 (51 amino acids)
Biological process (GO): translation
Cellular component (GO): ribosome; cytosolic large ribosomal subunit
Molecular function (GO): structural constituent of ribosome
Source: RefSeq, a predicted model, not a curated record